UGCACGCUUUCUUCGCCGUGUCAAAGGUCUCCUGGGGUCAAGGCCGAAUGUCGUCGCAGUUUUCACACGGUGUUCAUUUCAGCACCAACCAGGAACUCCGACGACAUGCUAUUCUCAACAACAGCAACAACAACCGUGAAUGCGAAGACGAAGCCGAAGCCGCCGAGACGACGUAGACGGCAUUUCACGACGGAGCAGCUGGAGACGCUGGAGACGACCUUCAGCAAACAUGACGGCUACAUCGACCUUCAGGUCAAACAGGACCUCGUUGAGCAGUUAGAUGUGGACGAGGCCACUGUUUCGACGUGGUUUUGCAACAGGAGAGCCAAAUUUAGACGACAGACAAAACCUACAUCUUUGUAUACGCAUCCGGUACAAUCUUCCGGAAUCAAAGAUACAGUCGCACAAACAUCGGUCAUGGAAACGAAGGCGGCGAAACAACAUAGAAAGCUGAUCGACCUGAGCAACUUGCAACCAAAGCAGAAUAUUAUAAACACUGGGAGAUGCUUUGAACUCAGAAAGAAGUCACAAUGUCAGCAAAGUGGACAACACUCAAAUCCUUGCCACAAACGGAAGCGGUCUCGUACAACCGAAACAAGAGAACCGGAAGUUGAAACUUUGGCUUCUCGGACCUCCGACCUCGUCGGGAGAUCAGAGAAACUUUAUAAAGAGAACGAGGCAGGCGUUAAUUUCAAUGGACCGCAAGGGAAACCCAAACCGUUAAUACACAAAAGACUAUCUCUGCCGGACAAUGUUUAUAACCAGAUCCUCACUGAAGCAUAUAAUUCUGGGAUAUCCGACAAACAGACCACAAGUCCGCCAAUAGUUUAUAAUAUACAGACGUUCAGCCCUUCAGCGUUGCCAAGGAUACUACCAAUGAAAGACACGUCACAAAACAGUCAUGUUUCACAUUUCAAGACAGUAGGGUCACCACAUUUGCCAAACAGGAGACAACCUACAAAACUUAAACGAAUCCUUCCUAAGUCGGAUGCAGUGGUGUCAUCAUCCCCUGCAGAGGGUCAAGCACCAGAGCGUCUCCCACAAGACGACGACAGUUCACAGGUACCUCCGUCGAAUGAGCAGAUUAGUUCUCGGUGCGGUUAUAGCCCUAUGUCUCUACCCCAUGUGCCAGUGAAGCCUGGGUCCGAGUCUGUCAUGGUUCGAGGUCCAGUGACAGUUGUUCCAGAUAAAGAAAACGUCGUUCACCAGAGCUUAUCUUGUGAAAUCACGCUGCAGUCCAGGGAGCAAGAUCCAAGUUUGAACAACUGCCCCGGGCAUGGAGUGGGCAGUGUAGAGUGCCCACAGGAGACCGACACCGAGGAUCUAAACCCUGCCUUGGAUGAAGCCAGUUACUUCAGUGCCAUGUGUGAAAUAGACAUCGCAUGGGAAUGGAAUACACUGCCCGACGAUGUGGCCGUAAUGUUCCAUAGCUACAGGGAGAGUCCAGAUUGUGCAGGUGGUGUUGAUAUCACAGACACAACAGAGGCUGAACCUGAAGCCAUAGUUGUUGAGAAGAACAUACAGUUACCGUCAAUCCUGCGUUGAUGAUUCAUGUGUCAGUGGUUGUAAGGUUUCAAGUUAGACCGAGUGUAACCGUAACGACGCAACAGACAUUGUUUCAACAAUUUUGAUCACCUAAUGGGAUUUAUGCGGCCAUUACAUUUACAUCUUUCUCAUAUUUGAAAUUUAUGUCAAAACAUUGAGCAAAAUGACAUUCUCGGUUUUUACCAGAUGCUUGCCUGAAUUGUAGACCGAUCCCUUUUAAAAACAAAUAUCCAGAUACGUUGGUGUUGAACAAUCGUCUACCGACCAUCUGUUAUGAAGCCAACUUUGACUCUAUAGUCUCCAGUAAUCGAUAUGAUGCCAUUAUCGAUAAGCGUAAACUGGCAUUUGGUUUAGAACUAGUAAGAAUUACCGUCAAUCCUGCGUUGAGGAUUCAUGUGUCAGUGGUUGUCAGGUUUCAAAUAUCGUGCCAAGCACUUUACACGAACCCUUUAGAACUUCACCUUGGACACUCAUUUACCCCCAGUCCUGCUUGUAUGUGUCGUGUUCUUGUGUCAACCGUUGAGAGAUUUUAAAUGCUUGCGUAGCAAACGACUCCUGUAAGAACUCCAUUUUGGGCUCAAGUUUCAAGCUUCCGGGUCGUCUCACAAUACUAUCAUAAUAUUGUAUAAUAAUUUAAACUGAUUGGGGUGAAAUAUGUGUUUUAAUAAUUCUGGUAGAUCCAAACAGAAAAUAAAAGAGUUUUAUGGAAUGAC
Molecule: messenger RNA, 2258 nt
Organism: Haliotis rufescens (red abalone)
Lineage: Eukaryota; Metazoa; Mollusca; Gastropoda; Lepetellida; Haliotidae
Exons: 4
Coding region: 106-1545 (479 amino acids)
Biological process (GO): regulation of transcription by RNA polymerase II; cell differentiation; anterior/posterior axis specification
Cellular component (GO): nucleus
Molecular function (GO): RNA polymerase II transcription regulatory region sequence-specific DNA binding; DNA-binding transcription factor activity, RNA polymerase II-specific
Source: RefSeq, a predicted model, not a curated record